Messenger RNA from Aspergillus nomiae NRRL 13137, 1017 nucleotides. RefSeq lists its product as uncharacterized. The record is from RefSeq and is a predicted model, not a curated record. The coding region runs from base 1 to 1017 and encodes 338 amino acids. Lineage: Eukaryota; Fungi; Ascomycota; Eurotiomycetes; Eurotiales; Aspergillaceae. The transcript has 2 exons.
AUGGUCCUUGCUACAAUUGCCGCGGCGCUCAAUUCACCGGUCUAUAUAGACUAUAAUGAAUUAUUCAUAAACAGUAGCAACAUUCUCGCGGUCCCCUAUGAAAAUGUUACUGCCGCUUUCAAGACGCCUGUCUCUAUCUACUCCACAGCUGUAGAUGGCUUCGACUGGACACAGCCGUAUCCAGGCUCCCGCAAAGAUGGCCACACAGUAUACCUGGAGAUCGCUCAGGAGAUGCCCUUGUCUGAAUCUAUCGUGCAAAAUUCAACCACGGUCCUGUCGUCCUUGAUGUUUGGUAUUCCCGACAGCAUGAGCUCCGGGGGUCAGCCACUGGCCAUGGAUCCCUCAUGGUACAUCUGUCGCCAUGUCUUCAUCUCUACCAAGCCCGAGGCGAAGCUGGCGGUCGACAGUGGCAGCAAGUGCGAUUUUCUGUCCCGCACAUGUCAGGACGAUCUCAGGACCAGCCUGACCCAGGAUUGGGGGAAAGCAGCCAACGGCACCAUGUGCUCGGCGCUUGGUUUCGACCCCAUACCACCGAGCUGUCAGGGCUCGUUUGGCUUCGCUCGCCAGGAUGUCAUGGACUUUGACGCCGCGUUCCUCGCAAAUGCUACCCUGGCCCCGGCACAAACGAGCAAAGAGCAGCAGCAGUACAGCUGGCGCCUUGGUACCGGAUACCACCAUCCUGGCGAUGCACGCGCCUACGACUUGGCUGCCAACCGGACUUCCCGAGGUGUCAUUUGGUUGCCUUUCGUCUGGCGCAGGCGACGUCCCACCACCUUCACCUUCUCCAUCAUCAACCACGACCGCGACUACGGCAUCGACGUCUUCAUCUGCCGCCGGUCCAACGCUAAGACCGGCCUGGAUAGCUACAACGGGUGCUAUGCUGGUAUUGGCAACGGACUUGCCCUACUCGGCCGGGCUGACAAUAAUUGGAAUGGGUUCGAGACUAUUCAGGCUGCGGACGUCAAGGCGGGACAGGAGCAUCCAUUGAAAGCAUACUGCUGGGUUGAGUGGCAUUAG